CUGUAGGCUCUUCUUCUCAGGUGGGCUUGGCUUGGUGCAGCCUGAUCCAAAUUGGUGAACGAUGAAGCUUCAUGAUUGAUGGAGGGGAGUGGAAUAUACAUAUUUCUCAAGGUUAAGACAUUAGUCUUUUUCUUCUGAAGGUUGUAGCCGGGCAUUCGUGAGUGAUUGGGAGGAGAGUUUGGGUUUCUGCCUGGUGGAGAACAAGAUGGGGAAGUGCAUGUGGCAAGCAUGUGAAUGAUGACCAGUCAGGGCAAUCAUCCGAAUGGCGACCAGGCAGGCAAGGUUAAGGAGGGCAUUCAUGGGUAGAUUUGGAGGAGAAAGUGUACGGUUUUCUCCCUGGUGGAGAAACAAAACAUGAGGAAGUGCCCUGUGGCAUGUGAAUGACGACCAGGCAGGCAAGGUUAAGGAGGGCAUUCAUGAGUGGAUUUGGAGGAGACUGCGUACGGGUUACUUCCUGGUGGAGAACAAAACAUGAAGAAGUGCCCUGUGGCGAGCAUGUGAAUUACGACCAGGCAGGCAAGGUUAAGGAGGGCAUUCAUGAGUGGAUUUGGAGGAGACGGUGUACGGGUUUCUUCCUGGUGGAGAACAAAACAUGAGGAAGUGCCCUGUGGCGAGCAUGUGAAUGAGGACCGGUCAGGGAAAGCAUCCGAAUGACGACCAGGCAAGCAAAGUUAAGACAUUAUACUUCUGAAGGUUGUAGAAGGGCAUUCGUGAGUGGAUUUGGAGGAGACAGUGUGUGGGUUUCUUCCUGGUGGAGAACAAGACGAGGAAGUGCGAUGUGGCAUGCGUGCGAAUGAUGACCUGUCAGGGCAAAAAAGGAAAAAGCCAUACAGAUGGCAACCAGACUGCAAGAAGUGGCACUAUGGACAUAGGUAUCACAUUGCUGCAAUCUUAACACAAUCUCCUCGAUGCCUGUGCUGGUGAACGAUUUAGUCUCCGAGGAGAGUGAAAAAGAGGAUUUUGGAAAAGCUGGAGGUGUGGGAAUGGAGGAGGAAGCCAAGCACAGUGGGGUGAUAGGUGUGGAGGAGGGUGACAAGACGGGUGGUGAGGGUGAGCAAGAAAUUGUGGAGAGGGAUAGAGAGGAAGGCCUGGGAGUGGAGGGAUAUAAGGCCAGGGAAAGGAAGACUCAGAGAACCAAGCACUCGGAGAAAAAAGUAGGGAGGUUUUUGAAGGCAAAGAGGAGGAGGUAGAUGGGGAGGAUCGUGGUGGGAGAAGGAAACAGCAAGAAAGGUUGCAAAAUCCAAGGCCCUCAAAGCCGUUUUAUGUUCCCAUCUUUUGUACCUCCAACCGAAGUCCCUCCUGAUCAUUGGUAUUAUGUGUCCCCGGUACAGCACUCUGGACUAAAUAAAGCCUCACAUGUAAGGUAGCAAGGCGCGCAAGAUGAGGCGGCGGCGGCUGGAAUGGGAACAGAGAAAUUUCUGAAUGGUGCGACUUUCAUUUGGUUGGCGGAAGAUUCGAUUUGAAAACUCUGGAAGAACAAUUGCUAUGUGUCCCACAUACAAAAUGUGCUGGUUGAUUUUGAACUAUUUAUCGUGGCCUACGAUGGCAGUCUCUAGCUGAAAUGCACACAAAGUCUUGUCAUUCCACGACGUAUAUAGAAACCGGUUUUCAGCUUUCACUGUUCAAAUAUUUGUGGAUGUCCCAUGACAAAGAGAAACCAUUCACCUGAUUGCUGUCAAAAAGCCGCUUGAAGCCGGUUUUCAGCUUUCACUGUUCAAAUAUUUCAGCAGCAGACAAGCUGCAAAACCCAAGGCUCUUGAAGCCAUUUGAUGUUCCCAUCUUGUCUACCUCCAACCCAAGCCCCUCCCGGUCAUUGGUAUUAUUUGUCACCACUGCAACAUUCUGGACAUCAACGAAACUAACAUGUAAUACAAAGCGCAAGCAGGGUGUCGAAGACGGGGGGAGAGGAGGGUGGAAUGCGAAUAGAGCAUGGAAAAGUGAACGGCUUUUUGACAGCAAUCAGACGACUGGUAGCAGGUUAAUGGUUUCUCUUUGUCAUGGGACGUCCACAAAUGUUUGAACAAUGAAAACUUAGUUUCUUUAUAUGUUGUGGGAUGACCAGAUGUCUUUAUAUGUUGUGGGACGACCAGAUUUGGGACACGUGAUGAAGAGUUCCAAAUCAAUCAGCAAAUUUUGUUUUUGGGACACACAGCAAACUUCGACUAUGUGUAUGCUCACACAAACCUUCCGCAACUGAAAUCAGUUCCCACGCUUAUUUAUCAUUAGUAUUUUUCUUUUUUUAACAAACUCCAGACAGUCCGUGUGGAAUUUGUGGAUGCAUGCUAUCAAUCUAUCCUCUCAACGAGCUUUCUAAAAUCGAGAAACUUCGAAUUGGUCCAAUUGGGCAUAUUUUUACGACACGGUGCAGAAUCACACGGAGGUGGAGAGGGGAGAAUUGAAGCUUGAGCGGGGAAAAUCCUAUUGGCGUAUGUGGAUGGAUAUAUUAUGCUCUAUCACUGAAUGAAGUUAAAAGGUGAUGACAUUUAAUGUGUGCUGUCAAUGCUAUCACUAAGGCCAGGCAAGUUUUCAAAGGACUGAGAGCUAAUAUUCAUUAUUGUCAUUAUCCUGCUCAUCAGAAAUGGGCAUGAACUAGUGUGCAUGUCACAAGCUGACCAGUGCCCCAAAGCUUUACCAACUGUCUGACAUACCGUUUCCCUCGCAGCACUCUGUGUCAUUAUGUUUGCCACACCUAUGUAAUCAAAGAGGUGGAAAAGC
Messenger RNA from Chara braunii, 2715 nucleotides. NCBI's taxonomy places the organism in Eukaryota, Viridiplantae, Streptophyta, Charophyceae, Charales, Characeae. The record is from the annotation of a GenBank genome assembly.